AUGUCUAUACACAUAAUCACAUUCAUAUUCACAACCAUCCCCAAAAAAUCCCUCAUAACUGCGCCAACUUGCCCCGUGAGGCCAAAACCCACAUCCCUCCAGCAGAUCGGAUAUGAAAUGAGGAGUACAUUGAGGAGCUCUUAUACCCUCACGCCCGCCCACGCCCGCGCCACAGGGACUCGUCAGAGGACUCUUAAUAACACCUCCACCCUCACCACCCCCGCCCACACCCCACCCACACUCCACACAAAAAGACUCUUAAUAACACCUCCACCCUCACACCCUCCACCAAUAACACCCACGCCCACCCCCCACACUCCACACAAAAAGACUCUUAAUAACACCUCCACCCCUCACCACCCCGCCCACACCCACCCACACUCCCCACAAAAGACCCUUAAUAACACCUCCACCCUCACCACCCCGCCCACACCCCACCCACACUCCCACAAAAAGACUCUUAAUAACACCUCCACCCUCACCACCCCCGCCCCACACCCCGCCCACACUCCACAAAAAGACUCUUAA
This is a messenger RNA of Penaeus vannamei (Pacific white shrimp), 528 nucleotides long. NCBI's taxonomy places the organism in Eukaryota, Metazoa, Arthropoda, Malacostraca, Decapoda, Penaeidae. The record is from RefSeq and is a predicted model, not a curated record.